GUGUGUGUGGACAAAUUUGACCGCCACGCGUCCACCUUUUAUUCCUGCCAGAACCAAUACCUCUGUCAACAAAAACAACAAAAAUGUCGACUACGAGCUGUAGAAUGUAUGAAAACCGCUUCCCGGAAGUGGACGAACUUGUUGUCGUCAAUGUUCGCCAAAUCCAGGAAAUGGGUGCUUACGUGAAAUUGUUGGAAUACGACAACAUUGAGGGUAUGGUUCUUCUUUCCGAGUUGUCUAGACGCCGUAUUCGUUCCGUUCAAAAGCAUAUUCGUGUCGGCCGUAACGAAGUUGUUGUUGUCCUUCGUGUUGACAAGGAGAAGGGUUACAUUGACUUGUCGAAGCGUCGUGUCAGUCCCGAAGACGUCCUUAAGUGUGAGGAGCGUUUCAACAAGUCCAAGGCUGUUCACUCUAUCAUGAGACACAUUGCUGAGAAGCACAAUGUUCCCUUGGAGACCAUGUACACUUCCAUUGGCUGGCCUUUGUACCGUAAAUAUGGUCACGCCUAUGAUGCCUUCAAGCUGGCCAUCACUUCCCCCGAAGUUGUAUUUGAAGGCCUCGAUGAACCCGCUCCUGGCGUCGUCAAGGAUCUUUUGGCCCAGAUUUCUCGUCGUUUGACUCCCCAACCCAUCAAGAUUCGUGCUGAUGUUGAGGUUACUUGCUUUGGUUAUGAUGGUAUUACUGCCAUUAAGAACGCUCUGCGUGCUGCCGAGGCUGUUCACACUGAGGACAUUCCUGUAAAGGUGAAGUUGGUUGCUCCUCCUUUGUAUGUUAUUCUUACCAACGCUUUGGACAAGACUCUUGGUGUCAAGAAGUUGGAAGAGGCUAUUGCUGCUAUUGAGAAAUCUAUCACUGAGGCCAACGGUUCUUGCGUCGUGAAGAUGAAGCCUAAGGCUGUCAGCGAGACUGAUGAGCUUGAGCUUGCUGAUCUGAUGAAGAAGUUUGAGAAGGAAAACGCUGAAAUUUCUGGUGACGAAGAGGACGAUGACCAAAGUGGUUCCGAGUAAGGAACAUUUUCAUUUGCAUGAGCCAACUAUAGUCUCCUGGUCUCUCUCUUGGCAUCAUUGUUACAAAAAAAUGGCACGUCUCCUUGUGUGCGGCUUGCAUAACGUCUGCACUGAAUUCCCAUAAAGUCAGUAGCGACUUUCAUUCAGCAUUUCUGUAGAGUUGGGUGAGUGGUUUUUUUUCAUUUUGUAGGCUACAAUAGGUAGGCAAGAGGUUCGUUUCAAAGUGAGAAACAAAAGUAUGAGAGGGGGACUAUGUAUGUAUGAUGAGUUAUGAGCGUUUCGAAUCGUUAAAGUCAUG
This is a messenger RNA of Schizosaccharomyces japonicus yFS275, 1305 nucleotides long. Its product is annotated as translation initiation factor eIF2 alpha subunit. Gene Ontology annotation, cellular component: eukaryotic translation initiation factor 2 complex; eukaryotic 48S preinitiation complex; ribosome. The record is from RefSeq and is a predicted model, not a curated record. Gene Ontology annotation, molecular function: translation initiation factor activity; GTP binding; nucleic acid binding. The transcript has 3 exons. The coding region runs from base 84 to 1007 and encodes 307 amino acids. Lineage: Eukaryota; Fungi; Ascomycota; Schizosaccharomycetes; Schizosaccharomycetales; Schizosaccharomycetaceae. Gene Ontology annotation, biological process: translational initiation; formation of translation preinitiation complex.